Messenger RNA from Exophiala oligosperma, 2952 nucleotides. RefSeq lists its product as uncharacterized. The coding region runs from base 366 to 1097 and encodes 243 amino acids. The transcript has a single exon. NCBI's taxonomy places the organism in Eukaryota, Fungi, Ascomycota, Eurotiomycetes, Chaetothyriales, Herpotrichiellaceae. The record is from RefSeq and is a predicted model, not a curated record.
AAGAGAGCGUCGACAAGCUUGUGAUACUGAUGAAUUCACACGUGUCUCUAAGAAACGCCGGCCCCACAGAACGAACUGGAAAGAGAUCCGGUCCUUGAUAAAAGAGCUAGCGGAGAGUCUUCAGUAUGUCGAGAAAAAGGUCGAAAUCUCUCCUAUAGAUUAAGAACCUGAUGCUCUAAUUGUCACUUCUGGGCCUCUACCGCCGAUGCCAGAUCACACACCAAAUGAAAGUCACCACUCACGCCAGAACCCCCCAAGACCCUUGGAAGAAGCCCAGAAUAAUGAGACCAACACCCAGGAGAUUUCGCUGCGGAAAAGCAUAGGCCCUUAUGCAGAUGCUACGGUAGCUCUCCCUUCUCAGCCCGAUGGACCUUUGCAGAGCAUUCCACGAAACCCUAACAUCAACCAUUUCUUACAGGGAAGAGCACGGCGUCGUCGUUCUUAUGCUCGAUAAGGAUCAGUGUCGCGACGUGCCAUAUCUCAUCUCUCAGGCCACAGAACUUGGUGCUCACAACAUUGGGGCUUUCAAGUACGUAUUGACGGACGGUCUUGUGGCAGACCUACCGCCUAUCCUCAGUGUUCCUGUGAAUAUGUCCAAAUUCAAGUCCUCUCGUUGCAAGGACAAUUUCUGUCAUAUUUCACGGACAGUUGAACAGGAGACACUGGAUAUCGGCGAUAUUGAUUUCACACCCACACCGCUUAACAAAUUCGCUGAAACACUAGAGGGCCGUCUUACAGAUCCUCGGGCUACGGGGAAGAUGCAAUACUGUACGGACGCCGAGGCUCGGACUCCCCAAGAUCGACAAAGACUUGGUUUACCAAGCGAAUCUCCAAUUUGGCCUCUCAAGGAUAAUCAAUUGGAUCGCACCAGGACCGUCGUCCCGGAGCUUCAUUAUCCGUUUGCAUGUAUAUCGGGCGCACACGGAUCACUCUUUUCUUCCCAUAGCGAGGAUGGAAAGAUACCAUAUCUCAGCGUCCUACACGAGAGAGAGAAGCUCUGGUAUGUCGUGGCUCGAAAAGAUGGCCAUCUCAUCGAGAAGAUUGUCAAGAGAUGGAAAUGUGCGCAGAAGGUGCGACAUGCCUCUCUCUGGUUUUAGCUGUCGGACCUCAAGGAUCUGGAUGCAUGCUUUGUCAACUUUGUUCAGCAUGCAAACGAGGUAGUCGUGGUGUUUGGAGGUAUCUACCAUCACGGUGGUACUACUGGCCAUUCUCUUGCUGAGGCCAUAAAUUAUGCCCCCCCUGGUUGGAGUAUCAAAGGCUACUCUGCAUGCAGCUCCAACUGUCCUGGAUAUCCUAUACCUAACGCAUAUUUGGAGUUUCGUGCCCCAAAUGAACCACAACUCGAACAAGAGAACGAACAUGAGCAGGAGGACAAACGCAAGAACCCUCGAAAGAGGCAGAGAGAUCUGUCCCCUCCGCCCUCCGCAGAAGCUAAGUGGCAAAAGGAGUCGAACUUCGCCUAGUCCAGACAUUAUCGCUCCUGAUAUGGUUGAGACUGCUCUAAUCUUGCAGAUGGCGAAGUCCAUCUGUAGUGCAGCGGCCAUCAAGCCGUUUUUCACAAUCGUCCACGGCCCCCGGCUCCUCGAACUCACAGCGUUACGAAAGAUGAAGGAUGGCGAUCAUUCUCAAAUGCACAAGAACGCUACACAGAUGAUUCGUUUCUUGUCAAACAAAAAUGACUUUGUCAAGUUUGCUUCCCGGCUAUCUCAACUUCGUUUAGCUCAAACAUUCCAACCUAAAGAAGAGCGGCCGCCAGAGAAUUCGGAGAGGCCUCGUUCAAAAUAUCUCCAAGGAAAAUGGAUUAGAACCACGCCAGUAUCGUUACUGCCAAGAGAAUGGCCAAAAAUGGGAAGAGUGUUGUAAAAGAUGUCCUGGUAUUCUCUGCUUUAUUCUCUUUCAGACUCAGCCGUUUGGCUUUUCUCCACAGAGUGGGUCCGUCUCAAAGGCACACAAUUUGACUCUCUCCAACGGCAUCUCAUCGCUGAGUCCGAUGCUGAGUAUAUUUCUACACUUUGCUCCGCCGGAAAGAUGUUUGAAGAUUCACUGGAGCUGGGGGCUGAUGAUGUCGAGUUUGUCGGGGAAACACUCUUACUGGACAAAGUUCCAGAAGAAAAAUUGAUAUCCUGUCUCAGACCUGUCGAGACAACGGAUGAGCUUGUUUAUAAUAAGAACAACUACCCGGAUUGACGGAACCACAGUACUGGCUUGAUAACUUGGAUUUGCCAAUUGACCCAACCUAUGUGGGUCCCGGCGAAAAACAGUGCGAUGUGUGUAAUAAAAGCAAGUGUGAUUGCGCUCAUCGCCGUCCUAAGAUACUACCUCGCAUUCGGAUAUACGACGGCAAGGGUCGAGGUCUACAAGCCGCCGCGGAAGAGUCCGACAAGAUUGCACACCAUGAGGGUGAACUUAUUGGCCAAAUCUCGGGAGAAUUGGCGCCUCCCGGCACGUAUCGCAACGGAUGGUGUAUUAUGAUGUGGAGGGAUGAUUUUUACGUUGACAUGCAGGUCGAGGUUGCCCAAGUAAACUGCGAGAGGAUCAGCAACAUCUUCAAGCUGAUGAAUCAUGAUCUUAAUCCGACCGUCAUCCUCGAUAUAACGCCGCUCAACGGCGUUAUAUCACGUGCUGAGAGAAGUCUACCCUAUACUCGAGCGAUUGAAUACUCUCUAGGGUUCUACCUUAUCGAUUUGCCGUCCACCCAUCCGAACUAUAUAUGCCCACAUGCGUAAAGUGAAAAGCCGUUGUCACGCUGGGCUAUUACAAAGAAUCAAUCGAUGCCAGGAUCGUUUAUACGCCUCCUCUUUGAUGCACGUUGCUGGCUGUCUCCUUCGCUCUUUCGCUUCCGGUGGCUAGCUGUACCCAAGGGGGAGGCCAGGUCUUGUCCCAUUAUCAACCUUUGUACGGAUUAUAGCGAGCCUCUGAAGUGCCACGGCUGUGAACGUCCUUAUUUGAGAC